UACAUAACAGUGAAAAAAUGGGAGAAAUUGAGACAACAAUGAAGGAAAUUGAGAAAGAAAGCUUUGAGAUCAGUGAAAAACAUGAAGUUGAUGACGAUCCUAAGAUCAUCUACAGAGGCUGGAAGGUCAUGCCUUACAUCAUAGGAAAUGAAACAUUUGAGAAAUUGGGAGCCAUUGGAACAUUAGUGAACCUGUUGGUGUAUCUUACAACUGUAUUCAACCUAAAAAACAUCACAGCUACAAACAUCAUCAACAUCUUCCAUGGCAGUACCAACUUUGCUACCUUGCUUGGUGCUUUCUUCUCUGAUACAUACUUUGGUCGCUACAACACAUUAGGAUUCUGCACAAUCACUUCCUUUCUGGGAUUACUUGUCAUACAACUUACAGCAGUGUUCAAGAAUCUGCAUCCACCGGCCUGUUCAAAGGAGAGUAGCACAUGCAUAGGACCAUCCGCAGGCCAAAUAUUUUUUCUAUUUUCUGGAUUUUUUUUACUCUUAAUAGGUGCUGCAGGGGUUAGACCAUGUAAUUUAGCCUUCGGUGUUGAUCAAUUCAAUCCGAAAACAGAUACGGGAAAGAAAGGAAUCAACAGUUUUUUCAAUUGGUACUAUUUCACCUUCACUUUUGCCAUGAUGGUGUCUUUAACACUAAUUGUGUAUGUACAAUCAAAUGUGAGCUGGGCAAUUGGUCUUGGAAUUCCUGCUGCUUUGAUGUUGUUAGCUUGUGUGAUGUUUUUCAUGGGUGAUAAAUUGUAUGUUAAAGUUAAACCAAAUGGAAGUCCCAUCAAAAGUAUUGUUCAAGUUUUAGUGGUUGGAGUUAAGAAAAGAAGACUUAAACUACCUUCUCAGCAUCCCAUGCUUUCCCUCUUUGAUUAUAUGCCAUCCAAGUGUGAUUAUCCAAAGCUUCCUUACACAUAUCAAUUCAGGGUAUUGGACAAAGCUGCAAUGAUCACUCCACGAGACAAAAUAAAUCCAGAUGGUUCAGCAGCUGAUCCAUGGAGUCUUUGCAGCAUACAACAAGUUGAAGAGUUAAAGUGUUUGGUUAGAGUAUUACCUAUAUUCUUUUCAGGCAUUUUGUUCUUUCUUGUUGUCACUCAACAACACACUGUUCUUGUUUUUCAAGCUCUACAAUCGAAUCGACGAGUCGGAAAUAGCAACUUCAACAUACCUGCUGCAUCAUACUCAGUGUUCAUAAUGUUGAGCACCACAUUAUGGUUACCAAUCUAUGAUAGACUAGUUAUUCCUUUUCUCCAAAGAUUCACCGGAAAAGAAGCUGGAAUCACAAUCCUUCAGAGGAUUGGUGUUGGAAUAUUUCUAUCUAUACUAAGCAUGUUUGUAUCUGCAUUAGUUGAGAAACAAAGAAGACACUUAGGUUUAACUAAUCCUAUUGGAAUUCAGCCAAGAAAAGGCGCGAUUUCAUCGAUGUCGGGUUUUUGGUUGGUUCCUCAGUUAAUAAUAGCUGGAUUAUCUGAAGCUUUUUGUGCUGUUGGACUAACUGAAUUUUACUAUAAACAGUUUCCUGAGAAUAUGAAAACCAUUGCAGGGUCACUUUUCUUUUGUAGCAUGGCAGGAUCAAGUUAUUUGAGUGCUUUUCUUGUUUCUGUUGUUCAUAAAACAACUUCAAAUUCCGCAACAGGAAAUUGGUUAUCAGAAGAUCUUAAUAAGGGAAGAUUGGAUUAUUUUUAUUACUUGAUUGCUGCAAUAGAACUCUUCAAUUUUGGGUACUUUUUGAUGUGUUCCAAAUGGUUCAAGUAUAGAGAAACUAGUAGUAGCAUUAGUAAUGCAUGAGAAUCUGAGUUCUGAUAAUAGUGCUCUUUUUAAUUAGCUUCAAGAAAUAAAUGUUGUUGUAUGGAUUGUUAAUACAUCCUUUAAUUGUUUCUUUUCAAUCACUGGUCUCUAACUUGCCAAACAAGAAUAACAACAUCAGAGCUAUAAUCUAUCUUUCUUCUUCUUUGGCCUUAAUUGAUUACAGCAACCUUUGGAUGCAGACAAGCAUAAAAUUUGCGGCAAAUGGUUUUAUACUAGUUGUAUCGGCAAACCAAAGUCAUUAAAGAAGGCUCUACAAUACCUCCAUGAAGCCCGAGCGUGCCAUGUAAUGUAGAAUCCUUUUGAAUGUUGUAAUCACCUAAGGUUUUUCUAUCUUCAAGGUGUUUUUCUGGCAAAGAUCAAACAUUGUCUAUUGGGUGGUAUAUAUUCCUUGUCUUUGAUACUUGUGAAUUAGGUAAAUAACUACUUAUAUAUUUUACAUAAAUUUAUCAUUUAUCAACUCUUA
Molecule: messenger RNA, 2268 nt
Organism: Lathyrus oleraceus (garden pea)
Lineage: Eukaryota; Viridiplantae; Streptophyta; Magnoliopsida; Fabales; Fabaceae
Product: protein NRT1/ PTR FAMILY 2.11
Exons: 4
Coding region: 18-1784 (588 amino acids)
Biological process (GO): transmembrane transport
Cellular component (GO): membrane
Molecular function (GO): transmembrane transporter activity
Source: RefSeq, a predicted model, not a curated record